Papaver somniferum (opium poppy) is the source of this 726-nucleotide messenger RNA. RefSeq lists its product as uncharacterized. Bases 1 to 726 code for a protein of 241 amino acids. The transcript is spliced from 3 exons. NCBI's taxonomy places the organism in Eukaryota, Viridiplantae, Streptophyta, Magnoliopsida, Ranunculales, Papaveraceae. The record is from RefSeq and is a predicted model, not a curated record.
AUGAUUAUAUCAGAUAGGGAUCCUCAUAACACAGAUGCCUUAAGUGAUUUAGUACAAGAUCAAAAUGAGUAUAAUUCAAGGGAAACUCAAUAUAGUACUAUGAUGAGGCAGAAAUCAAGAAUUAAAUGGGUGAAGGAAGGAUCAACAAAUACUCAAUUCUUUCAUACUAAUAUCAAAGUGAGAUACUCCAAAAAUCUAUUUGUUGAACUGGAAGAUGAAAAUGGAAAUCUUGUAUCUGAUCAAGAACAAAUUGCAGACCUUUUGCUUAAAUUCUUUGAAAGAAAAUUUCAGUAUCAAGAAGCUACAAUUGAUGAAUCUUUACUUGUUGUAAUUACAAAAAUUAUCACUGAUGUUGAUCAACAGAUGCUUGAAGCUUUACCAACUGCAAAAGAAAUCCAUCAAGCAAUCUUUGAUAUUGAUGAAGAAAGUGCUCCAGGUCCUGAUGGAUUCUCAGGUAGGAUGGGAACUUUGAUCUCAAAACUUAUAUCUCCUCAGCAGGUAGCCUAUAUUAAAGGCAGAAGUAUUCAUGAGAAAAUACUUAUGGUUUCAGAACUUGUGAAUGAAAUGAAAACAAAAAGAAGAGGAGGCAAUUGGCUGCAAAUUUUAUUUGAAUCUGCAAGGAUUUCUGUAAUGGUAAAUGGUGGUCCAAGAGGUUUCUUUUCUAUGGGCAGGGGCUUGAAGCAAGGAGAUCCAUUGUCUCCUAUUUUGUUCAUUCUAAUGGAGUAG